Rotaria sp. Silwood2 is the source of this 891-nucleotide messenger RNA. NCBI's taxonomy places the organism in Eukaryota, Metazoa, Rotifera, Eurotatoria, Philodinida, Philodinidae. The record is from the annotation of a GenBank genome assembly.
AUGACAGACACUGAUCGAUCUCAACCAUUGAAUGUACCUCGUGGUGGUCGUUCAUCACGAUAUCGUACACAUAGUUCGGGUAGUUUAUCAUCUUCAUUUGGUUCUCCAUCGGGUUUAACCAAUAUAAAUAAUACUAAUGGUGGAGCAACAUCAGUACAUAGUAAAAAAACAGUUUCCAGUUCUACUGGAAAUAAUAAUAUUGGUUCAAUAUCAACUUCAAUGGGCACUGGUAAUAGUGCUGGUACAUUGCCACAAUUCGAUGAAAAACAUGCUGCAGCUGGAAAUAUUUUUGAACAUCGUCAAGAUUGGUCAAUACUUAAUCGUCUUCCAUUACAUAAACGAAAUGCAAUACAUAUUCGUCUUGAAGAUGAAGGUCCUUAUGGAAAUGAUGAAACAAGAUGUUUUGUUUUAUCUCAAUUAUCAAUGGUUGGUUGUACAGAUGUAACAUGUACUGUUUGUGGUCAAUCAAUGGUUGUCUAUGAUCGAUACCCUCUUGUUGAUGGUACACUUUUUUUAAGUCCUAUUAAACAUAGUGACAAUGGAAAAGUUUCUAUUGCUGUUUAUCAUAAUGAUCGGCAACUGUAUUUGCAUGGCAUAUGUCUUGAAUGUUUAUCCAUGCGUUCAUUACAUGUACUUUGUCGUUUAUGUAAGACUAAAUUUAAUUUUGAUCCAAUUAUUUUCGGUACGCUUUAUUAUUAUGAUCUGUUUGCAGCAUUUCCAUGUUGUCAAGCAAGAUUAUCAUGUUCGAAAUGUUUUCAACCAAUUGUUUCAAUAAAAGAUGGUCUUAUUAAUUUUAGUAAUUAUUCAUCUGAAUUUGAAUGCGGUCAUUGUGGAUCAAAAAAUCAUCAUUUUGUUAAACCAUUUGAUGAAACAUUUGAAAAACGAUUGUAA